Molecule: messenger RNA, 716 nt
Organism: Galendromus occidentalis (western predatory mite)
Lineage: Eukaryota; Metazoa; Arthropoda; Arachnida; Mesostigmata; Phytoseiidae
Gene: RpS9
Product: ribosomal protein S9
Exons: 3
Coding region: 67-654 (195 amino acids)
Biological process (GO): ribosomal small subunit biogenesis; translation
Cellular component (GO): cytosolic small ribosomal subunit
Molecular function (GO): structural constituent of ribosome; rRNA binding
Source: RefSeq, a predicted model, not a curated record
GUCUGCGAGCGGUAGGCAUCCUUUUCGUUUGGGAGCUCGCAGGCCACACGUGGCGGACUUCCAAAGAUGGUGAACGGACGAGUCCGUAAAGUAUGUCGGAAGACGUAUUCCACGCCUCGACGUCCUUACGAGAAGGAACGUCUUGACCAGGAGUUGAAACUCAUCGGAAACUUCGGUCUCCGCAACAAGCGCGAGGUAUGGCGUGUCAAACUGACGCUUGCCAAAAUCCGCAAGGCUGCCCGUGAUCUUCUCACCAGAGAAGAGAAGGAUCCCGUCAGAUUAUUCGAGGGAAACGCUCUCCUUAGACGUCUCGUGCGUAUUGGGGUCUUGGACGAGUCCAAAAUGAAACUCGAUUACGUGCUCGGUCUCAAGCUCGAGGAUUUCCUCGAGAGGAGGCUCCAGACUCAGGUGUUCAAACACGGUCUGGCCAAGUCAAUUCACCACGCUCGAGUGCUCAUCCGCCAGAGACACAUUCGAGUCCGGAAACAGGUCGUCAACAUCCCAUCUUUCGUUGUGCGACUCGACUCCGAGAAAUAUAUCGACUUCAGCGCGAGAUCGCCCUUCGGCUCUGCUCGCGAAGGACGUGUGAAGAGGAAGAACAAGAAGAAGGGCCAGGGAGGUUCCGGCGGCGCUGACGAAGAAGAUGAGGAUUAAGCCAGGAAUCCUGAACUCGCCCCGUGUUGUCUGAAUAAACAUUUGGGACAGCUUGUGGCAAC